ACCAAGGCUCCGAGCAGGGACCCGUGCUGUGGGUUAUGCUGGGGCCUGGAUCACCGGGGACAGCCGGACGUGCAGGACAGAGUCAUGGGGGACCAGCAGGAGGACUUCGGAGCGGGGCUGGCGGCCCCAGCAGAGCAGCCCGGGGAGGAGGUGCUGGACAUCCCUGAGCACGCUAGGCACCGGGAGGACAGAGCACAGGACAGAGAGAUGCCGGGCAACCUGGACCACGAGGAGGGGCUGGAGGAGGCCCUGGACCUGGAGGACUAUGAGGACCUGGGCAUCCCGAAGCCCCAGGAGGAGGAGCUGCAAGCUCUCCCCAGCGCAGAGCCCACAGCCUCAGACUACGUCCCUGCCAAGCCUCAGCCAGGCACCCAGGAGGUCUACGUGCAGCUGCAGGAGCUGUCGAUGGACGGGAAGAACGCAGAGCUGCAGUGGGCAGAGGUGGCCCACUGGAUGCGCGUGGAGGAGAACGUGGGGCCGCGGGGCUCCUGGGGCCGCCCUCACGUGUCCUACCUCACCUUCUGGAGCCUCCUGCAGCUGCAGAGGGCCUUCGCCAAGGGCACCGUCCUCCUGGACCUGCAGGAGCGCUCGCUGGCCGGUGUGGUGGAUGAGCUGCUGGACAGGCUGAUCUUCGAGGACCGGAUCCGGCCUGAAGACCGCACGCCCCUGCACCGGGCUCUGCUGCUCAGAUGCAGCCACGCCCAGGACCAGGAGGCCCUGGAGGGGGUGACCCCGGCUGUCCUGACGCGCUCCGGGGACCCCCACACACCUCUGCUGUCCUCGCAGCCCUCACUGGAGACCAAGUUCUUCUGUGAGAAGGGCGAGGGGGACCCCGAGGUGCGCCUGGCGUCUGCGGUGCUGGAGCAGAUCCCAGAGGCCUCCGAGUCGGCCCUGCUGCGCGUGGGCCGAGCGGACUUCCUGGAACAGCCAGUGCUGGCCUUCGUGCGGCUGCAGGAGGCAGCAGAGCUGGAGUCCGUGGAGCUGCCCCGGCCGGUGCGCUUCCUCGCCGUGCUGCUGGGGCCCGAGCAGCUCCACACCGACUACACACAGCUGGGCCGUGCCUUGGCCACCCUCAUGUCUGAAAGGGUCUUCCGGAUGGACGCCUACCUGGCGCAGAGCCGCGGUGAGCUGGUGCGCUCCCUGGACAGCUUCCUGGACUGCAGCCUGGUGCUGCCGCCCACGGACGCCCCCUCGGAGCGGGCGCUGCUCGGCCUGCUGCCCGUCCAGCAGGAGCUGCUCCGCAGGCGCUACCUGCCCAGCCCAGAGCCGCCCCCUCCCGACUUCUACAAGGGCCUGGGUACGCCNNAUGAUCCCCUGCAGCGGACGGGCCAGCUCUUCGGGGGCCUGGUGCGCGACGUCCGGCGCCGCUACCCUUACUACCUGAGCGACAUCAGGGACGCGCUGAGCCCCCAGGUCCUGGCCGCUGUCAUCUUCAUCUACUUCGCCGCUCUGUCGCCAGCCAUCACGUUCGGUGGCCUCCUGGGGGAGAAGACCGGGAACCAGAUGGGCGUGUCGGAACUGCUCAUCUCCACCGCGGUGCAGGGCAUCGUCUUCGCGCUGCUGGGCGCGCAGCCCCUGCUGGUGCUCGGCUUCUCCGGGCCGCUGCUGGUGUUCGAGGAUGCGUUUUUCUUGUUCUGCGAGAGCCACGGCCUGGAAUACAUCGUGGGCCGCGCCUGGAUCGGCUUCUGGCUCAUCCUGCUCGUGCUGCUGGUGGUGGCCUUCGAGGGCAGCUUCCUGGUCCGCUUCAUCUCCCGCUACACGCAGGAGAUCUUCUCGUUUCUCAUCUCCCUCAUCUUCAUCUAUGAGACCUUCUCCAAGCUGAUCAAGAUCUUCCAGGACCACCCGCUGCAGAAAACGUACGACCCCAAGGUGACCAAGCCAAGGGGGCCUCUGCCCAACACGGCCCUCUUCUCCCUGGUGCUCAUGGCUGGCACCUUCAUCCUGGCCAUGAUGCUUCGCAAGCUCAAGAACAGCUCCUACUUCCCCGGCAAGCUACGCCGGGUCAUCGGAGACUUCGGGGUCCCCAUUUCCAUCUUGAUCAUGGUCCUGGUGGACUCCUUCAUCAAAGACACCUACACCCAGAAACUCUCGGUGCCUGACGGCCUUAAAGUGUCCAACGCCUCGGCCCGGGGCUGGGUCAUUCACCCGCUGGGCCUGUACAGACUCUUCCCCACAUGGAUGAUGUUCGCAUCUGCCCUGCCUGCCCUGCUGGUCUUCAUCCUCAUCUUCCUCGAGUCCCAGAUCACGACGCUGAUCGUCAGCAAGCCGGAACGCAAGAUGACCAAGGGCUCAGGCUUCCACCUGGACCUGCUGCUGGUGGUGGGCAUGGGCGGGGUGGCUGCACUCUUUGGGAUGCCCUGGCUCAGUGCCACCACCGUGCGCUCCGUCACCCACGCCAACGCCCUCACCGUCAUGGGCAAGGCCAGCACCCCGGGGGCUGCAGCCCAGAUCCAGGAGGUCAAGGAGCAGCGGAUCAGUGGGCUGCUGGUGUCCGUGCUGGUGGGCCUGUCCAUCCUCAUGGAGCCGGUGCUGUCCCGCAUCCCGUUGGCGGUGCUGUUCGGCAUCUUCCUCUACAUGGGCGUCACGUCGCUCAGCGGCAUCCAGCUCUUCGACCGCAUCCUGCUGCUGCUGAAGCCGGCCAAGUACCACCCGGACUUGCCCUUCGUGAAGCGGGUACAGUGUGGGCCCCGCGUCGUGGGCUGGGGCGUGGCGCGGGCGGAUGUCAGCUUCCAGAAGCAGCACGUGUGCUGCACAGCCCAGAGACGUGGGUCCUGUGCACAGGGGUCAGAACCACACUGCCGCUUGUGCAGAGCAGCUGCUAACACAUGCCGCGUGUAA
Molecule: messenger RNA, 2838 nt
Organism: Fukomys damarensis (Damara mole-rat)
Lineage: Eukaryota; Metazoa; Chordata; Mammalia; Rodentia; Bathyergidae
Gene: Slc4a1
Product: solute carrier family 4 member 1 (Diego blood group)
Exons: 19
Coding region: 85-2838 (917 amino acids)
Biological process (GO): bicarbonate transport; regulation of intracellular pH; transmembrane transport
Cellular component (GO): plasma membrane; basolateral plasma membrane
Molecular function (GO): monoatomic anion transmembrane transporter activity; bicarbonate transmembrane transporter activity; solute:inorganic anion antiporter activity
Source: RefSeq, a predicted model, not a curated record